Messenger RNA from Silurus meridionalis, 6519 nucleotides. RefSeq names its product zinc finger protein 219 (gene znf219). Gene Ontology annotation, molecular function: RNA polymerase II cis-regulatory region sequence-specific DNA binding; DNA-binding transcription factor activity, RNA polymerase II-specific. Lineage: Eukaryota; Metazoa; Chordata; Actinopteri; Siluriformes; Siluridae. The transcript has 5 exons. Gene Ontology annotation, cellular component: nucleus. Gene Ontology annotation, biological process: regulation of DNA-templated transcription. The coding region runs from base 115 to 3483 and encodes 1122 amino acids. The record is from RefSeq and is a predicted model, not a curated record.
GAGAGGGAGAAAAAGAGGGAGGGGGGGAAGAACGUCGUAAGCUUGUAUACAACUACCUCGAUUUCCAUUUCCCCCCCUAACUCGUAAUGUAUUUAAUUCAAGCGAAACGUAAUCAUGACGUGUCUUGUCAUUAAUCUCCUCGCCGCCUCUCCCGUGGUGUCAGAGGCCAUUUCAGACGUGCAUCCUCUCUCAUCUAAGGAAGCAAAUGAUGGAAUACACACUUUAUUAAGUAUGGAUUCUCCUAGAGAAUGUGUGAUUGCCCUCUCUUCUGAGGUUCCCCUGUCCCCUCCCUCAAUGCCAUCACUAGAUGACAGCCCCCACACCUUGCCACAAAGCCCUCACUCUGCCCAAUCUAGCCCUCUAACCAGCUCAUAUACACAACUGUCACCUUUUGCUGGUGCCAACCAGCAUGAUGAAGAGGAGGAGGAGGAGGAGGAGCUGUCAGGUUCACCAUCUCCCAGUACACUUGUUGCAUUGUUUCCAGAAGAAGAGCAGUUGUGUACUCCCUCUUCGGAGAGCAGUCCACCAGCCACUCCAUCUGCACCAACAUCUGGGUUUGGAGCACUGGAGCAGGUUCUUUUUUCUGGGGAUGGUCCCACCUGCAAUGAUGAACUAGAUCUGCAGCUUUUUAACAGUGAAGGUCUGGCUGUGCAGGGAGGUUCUACCAGUGGCCCUGCUCUCAGGUACCCUUGUCAUGUUUGUGGAAAGAGGUUUCGCUUCCAGAGCAUACUGUCCCUGCAUGCCCGAGCUCAUAGUUUGGACAGGGAUCGUCAGACCACUGCCCUGUACAAAAAUGCACAUGUUAAGACAGAUAAAAACUGUUUUAGUAAUACUGUUAUACAGAAACACAGAAAGCUUAAUCCGAAUUUUAUAUCGUCAUAUAAGUCGUUUCACCAGAAUCAGAGAGAAGAGCCUGUACCAGAGGAUCCUUGCCAAACAGUCAAUAGCCCUCAGUUUGAAAUGGAUGAAACCACACCACUGACUCCACCUCUAACAGAAGAAACACCAUCCUCUUCAACCUUUUCUCCAUUAGGGUCUGUCUUUGCGGAAGAUCCCGUCCCAUCUGUGGCAGCUCCUGCCUUCCGCUGCCAUGCAUGUAAGGGUAAAUUCCGCACGGCCUCUGAGCUUGCCCGUCACGUGCGAAUCCUCCAUAACCCCUACAAGUGUACAUUGUGCCCCUUUUCAGCCAGUAAGGAGGAACGUCUAGCUGUUCACCUACAGGAAAGCCACCCACCUGAAGAGCCUGCUUCACAUCCAGUCUUCCCUUCAAGUCCAGUCACAUUGCAACCAUCUUCAUCACAAGCACCUGCUGUUCCAGCCUUUCGCUGUGAGACGUGUGGUCAGCGGUUUACCCAGUCUUGGUUCCUUAAAGGUCAUAUGCGCAAACACAAAGCCUCUCUUGACCACAAGUGCCAGGUUUGUGGACGUGGUUUUAAGGAGCCCUGGUUUCUCAAGAACCAUAUGAAAGUGCACCUAAACAAACUGGGCCUGAAGGCAGGUCUUGGAGAUCUGGGACCUUCAGGGUCUGAACAUUCCACAGGUGCUGCUGGGAAGCAUGCUUUAGGGGCUCUUUAUUCCAAUGUGCUCCUGGCACAUAGUGUGGCAAGCGGUAGUGCAAAGACACUAAAUCGGACAGAGAGGUCAGAAUUCAGUGAAGGAUCAAGCAGAUCUUCAGUUUGGGGUUACCUCAGGUUGCCAAAUGAGAGCAGUGCGGCUAGUUGCAUGGAAAGGCUUCAGGCAGUGGCUCAGGUAGCUGAGAUGGGUAACGGUGGAGAAAGAGGUGGAGCAGAGACACUGGAUGGACGAGAGCAGGCAGCUAUGUGGGAACUGGUCGCGCAUAGACUUGCAGCUGUGAAGCAGAGCCAGCAACAGCAGAGAUCCCAGGCACAGCACCAAUACUCCUCUUCACAGGGUACUGCUGUUGGGGAAGCUGAGCAGAUGCAUGCCUACAUAGGUGGCCUUGGCUUUAAAGAGGACCUGGAAGCCUCCAGGGGCCCUUGGGAGUGCCCUGACUGUGGGAAGCUUUUUCAGAAUCUUCAGCAGGUAGUGGCUCAUGCUCGUGUUCAUUCUCAGAGACCCCGGAAGUAUAGACGUGUACAUGGGAGUGUUAGAAAAGAAGAGGAUGGUGUACAAAAAAACGUGAGUCUCCAAGCAAGAGAAGGACAAGGGCACAGAAAUGAAGGCAGACAAGAUUCUCAACCUCUUCAGUCAGGAGUGGGAGCAUCCGCAGGGUUCCAUUCUUCCAUAGCACAGCUCUCUGGGGACAAUGGGCUGAGAGGAAACUCAUUUGGGCCUUCCAGAGAGCGAGUGCGAGGUACAGGAAUGAAGGAUUGUCCUUACUGUGGAAAAUCUUUCCGCUCUUCCCAUCACCUUAAAGUACACUUACGUGUGCACACAGGGGAGAGACCAUACAAAUGUCCUCACUGUGACUAUGCUGGUACCCAGUCUGGCUCUCUUAAAUACCAUUUACAACGGCACCAUCGUGAGAGAAAUGCCAUGGCAAACUCUCCUAGUUCUUCAUCUUCAAGCCUUCCUCCUUCACUGAGUGGCUCUCCACGAGAGAAACAGCAUCGGCCCUCGACCGCAAACCAGGGCUCGUUUCCCACAUUUCGACACAGCCAGACCUUGGCACCUGGAUCUUCAGAACAAAAAGAAAGUCAUCUUAAGUCCAGAGAAGCUCAAAAGGAAAAAAAAUUGGAGAGUCAGUAUCGAUUCCUGUCUGGGAUGAUGAAGGAACUGUACCCAGGAGGACUAGAAGUGGGGUGGAGAGGUGAAACACCGCCUCCAAAACUACCCAAAAUGUCCAGGCGUAAGCCCCUUGUUACAAGUCGUAUGAUGCCAGCUAAUGGAUAUCAGGGCAGCUCCAACUCGAGUGCUUUCCAAGAAUGUGGACCCCUAGACCUCUCUCGCCGCCCUGUGUCUAGCGUUGGUGCUGUGGAACAAGUCAGAGAAGCAGUAAACAGCUCUGAUAGUCCAGCAGGGGGAACAAAAGGAGAUGGAGAUAUUUUAAAUCAGUGUGUGUUUUGUCCAUUUCGAACCUCUUCGUCAGAGCUGAUGGCAAUGCAUCUUCAAGUAAAUCACACCAGCAAGUCCCGUCGUAAAAGGGGGAGCCUUGUACCAAGUGACAACCACUCUUCCAGGCUGACCCUGUAUGGAAUGAACCAUGACCCUUUGGCACUAUGGAAGUUCCUCAGUGAAGGGGAUGAAAUAAUGGCCAUGGAUGAGUGGAUAAAAUAUAGGUCAAGGUCUGAAAAUGGGGUCAGCUUGGAAGAUGGAGAAAUGGAACCCACUAAACAAGGACUUAAACUAGGAGAUUUUAAAGUGGACAGUGCAGAAGUUCAUGAAACGAAAGACAUAGAGGAUGGCCUGGAAACAAACAGCAAUCUUAAAGCAAGUGCUCAUCAACAGGACAUGACAAACAUUCUAUCAGACAUGAUGCAGGAGGAUUUGAGCGAGCAUGGCGGAAAGCUGGUGAAGAACUAAGCGAUUUUAAGUGCCCCAGAGGAACACAGAGCUAGAAUCAAGGAUCUAUUGGCAAAAUUAGACUAAAAACAAAAAUGAGGCUGAUCAUGUUCUUUCCAACACAAGGACAUCAUGUCCUAGUUUCAUACAUAAUCACAGACUUUCACACAGACAUAUAUCCAGUAUUCUAUGCUAGUCUUAGCCUUCAGGAGUCCCCGAGGCCUUCUUGACUGCUGUUUUUUUUUUUUUUUUUAAUAUAUAUAAUAAUUCUUUAUUUUUAUCAUCUAAGGUAAUUGCCAAGUUAUAUUUCUUUCUACUGUGAGACAUUCCCAUGUCAAACGCAUCUGGAAAUGGUUAUCAUUGAAAUAAGGUAAAAAAGAAACAUUAAACUGUAUAAUAUUGAGAUAUUUUUUUGUACUAAUACAAUAUCUUAAUAUGGUUUAUCAAGAUAUGUUCAAUUAAGAAAAGUCUGGCUUAACAUAGAAGCCAGAUGUAGUCUAUAACAUCUAUCUGACUGAGUUUUGGCAGCAAUUGCACCAUUUACCAACGAAUGGCAUAAAUAUUUCCUCGGCUGUAUGCACAGUAUGCUGUGAUGACUAAAUGGUACGGAUGGUGACCAUUUUGAACAAUACACAAUAGAGCAAAUAAUAAUCUCCCCAUAUAUAUCCUGUCAACUAGGUCUGGCAGUCUUCUAGUGAAUUCCUUUUGCUUCAUUCUGUCUCAGUGCCUGGUGCUGUAUUUAUUUUAGGGGAAUCUUACAACACAGGAAAAUAUAUAUUCAUAUAUACAGUAUAUUUCAAUGUAUAUAUAAGAACUCUAAAGCUAAGAUAGUUCUGGAACACUGUGGCGGCAAUUUCUGUGACCUGACUGUUGCACCCGGAGGAGUGGAACGUUCGACUUGAAACAUGAGAACAGAUGGCCUGCUGACAGAGAACAAAUUGCGGUGUUUACAUCAGAAAUACCACUAUGCUAUUUUUUUUUUUUGACGAAACUGGAUUAUGAUUACUGAGGAGAUAUUAAGAAGGAUUGAGGUCUGGUUUUCACAUAUGAAAUGAAGCGUGUCAUCGUCAUUAAGUCCAACUCAAAAAGUCUCAGUCAGUCAUUCCUACUUUUUCUUUUCUCCCUCACUUGUAAAUUACCAGAGAGGGAGAUCAGAAAGACAAGGGGUCCUUAAGCAUCAGGGCAAAUCCAACAAAAAAACUAAAAAACAUCAUAUCUUUAAGAUCCAUAGGUUUUUUUGUUGUUAAGAAACAAUAAGAAACAUUAUUAAUAAAAUCACUAACACCUUCAUAGACAUCCCAAUAGAAAUGUGUAGCUUUAUAAAGAUAAAAAAAAAAAAGAUAAAAACAUUAUUUUUUAUUUUAUUUUUUUUAUUUUGAGAAGAGUUUUUAAAAAAUAAAAAAAAAGUGAUAAUAUCAGUAAUAAUAAUAAUAAUGGUUGUGGUAGAAUACUGGUUUGGAAUGUCUUAAAAAAAAAAAAAAAUCACUGUGCAAAGUUCAUUGUUUUCCCAAAGUAGAUAUUUUGAUUUGCCUUUGAAUAUACUGUAGACCAAACUUUUGUUUAAAGAGUUAUUGUUUCUAUUUAAUCACUUUCAUUUUAUGUAAUGCUGCAGGUUCAAAUCUCUGUUCCUAAUCACUCUAUAAAGUGGUCAAUCAAUCAAACAAUCAAUCGAUCAGAAAAAUAGAUGUUGAUCAAAUCAACUUGUCAGCUAUCGAUCUAAUCAGGCACGCAAUCAAAAAUCUAGUUUUCAGCACUAAAGUGUUGGUACCAUGAUGUAUUUGAUAACUUAUUUAUUAAUUAUUGCAAAAAAGUGUGUCAAGGACAUAUCACUUUGUUGUCAGUUAGACUGACUUGAGCUUAUAAGGGACUGACUCCCUUCUUCCUGUACUAUUAAUGUUUAUGGCAUUGUCACACAUUUUUAGCCCAAAAUCCGUGAGAUUGAAUGAGUUGUACCUUACUCUUGCCUAUUGUGCCACUGACUGAAAGAGAUGGGUACUGAUUGUUACUGCUGGCCUUACUAUAUAAAUGUGCAUGUGUUGUUUUGUGUGUAGAGCACCUUAUGAGUUUGGUAGCCCCUGACGUGGUGGUCGUUAAAGAUUACACUCUGAGCCACUGUGCCUUCUGUCCUGCACACUUCCUCAAGUACUUUGUAUUUCACCAAAAGCACCUACCCAUACUGUAUCCUCCUCCUACUUCUACCUGUCUACCUGUGUUUAACGUUAAUACUUAUUGUUAUUCUGUCUACCUCUCUCUCUCUCUCUCUCUCUCUCUCUCUCUCUCUCUCUCUCUUUCAGCACACAAUCUUAUCAGACAUUUUGCCAUAAUUUUAUGUACUCACUUCAUUCUGUUUCUCUUUUCCAACAAACACCACUGGAAGGUGACAUACUGUUUAGCAUUGUGGCCUUUUUUUUUUAGAUGUUAUUUUAAUUUUUUUGUGAUGUUCGUUUGCCAAUGAGAUGAGACCAAGCUCUUCUUCUAAUAAUUAAUGUUAAUUUGUUUUUUUAGUAUUACAAAAAAAAAUGGAAAAAAAAAGAAAACUGUGUUUGAUGUACAGAUAGAGUUAGAGAUGUGUUUCUAAUGAGAGCUCCAACCACAGCACCGACUCUCCAUAUUUCUUAGUAAUAUUAAUAUAAUAUAGACCGCGGAUACUUAAUGUAGGGCAAUAUGACUGUUAGAGCAUAAUGUCUUGACAUGUUAAGUUUCUUCAAUGACUUAUAAUGAUUCGGAAGCAGGAAAGCAUGGUCGUGCAUUCCUGGCUUCUUCCUAUUUACAAAUUUAUGUGUAACUUCAACCUUGAAAUUUCUGAAUGUUAUGAUGCCCACUGUGGCAUCUAAAAAUUAGGGGGGAAAAAAUCUGAUCUUUUUAAAGACAGGAAUGUAUUUUCCUGGGGAAAGGAGAAGAUUGAGUUGGAGGGAAGGUCUGAGGUUUGAGCUCUUAAGUAGAUGACUGCUAUUGCAGUGAAGGGGAAAACUGGUCUAACAUAGUAGUGAUUAAUAUGAAAAUGUGGACUGAGAAAAAUAGUAGAAAAGAUUCAAUAAAAUAUACAAAAAAAGUUAA